Molecule: messenger RNA, 4197 nt
Organism: Penaeus indicus
Lineage: Eukaryota; Metazoa; Arthropoda; Malacostraca; Decapoda; Penaeidae
Gene: Pex11ab
Product: peroxisomal membrane protein 11A-like
Exons: 4
Coding region: 61-786 (241 amino acids)
Biological process (GO): peroxisome fission
Cellular component (GO): peroxisomal membrane
Source: RefSeq, a predicted model, not a curated record
CAAAAACAUUAGUGAGUCGAGCGGCGGAAAAGUACUCUGAAAGUUCCCUAUUUAUGAAAGAUGGACCAGUGGAUCAGGUUAAAUGCAAACACAGCUGGGAAGGACAAGAUAUUCAGAUUACUGCAGUACUUGAGUCGAGUCGUCUGGCACAAUCUAGAAAGCAGGAAGAAUCUGCGCGAUGCUGUGGCUCGAUUGAAGAUCAUAGAGAAUGCAUUCUCAACCUUCAGGAAAUUAUUGCGUCUGGGAAAAAGCAUAGAGGUCCUGUAUGGUGCCCUUCGUACAUUGCAUCUCCCAGAUGUUGUUCUACGUGUUACACUAACACUGUCUAGAAUCUACCAGUCCCUCUUCCUUCUGGUGGACCACAUUAUCUGGAUUGGCCGUGUGGGCUUGUUCGACAUCAACAAGGAGAAAUGGUCUAGCUAUUCAAACAGAUUCUGGUUAGGUGCAAUUAUUCUCAAUAUGAUUAGGGAUGUUUAUGAGAUCAUAACCAUCAUGAAGAAGCGGCUGAAGUGCCAGGACCUCCAGCCUUGCAUCUACAAGAACAUCCCUGUUAUCAAGACCUUCUACGAGUGUGUCCCGGCUUCAAGACCUAUCGUGCAGUUUGCCGAAGAGCACCGUGAUGUGUUCUGGGACAGCAUCAAGAAUAUUUGUGACAUCUGGAUUCCACUGACCAGCCUAGGUCACACCAAGUUCUCACCAGGUGUUGUGGGGCUCCUUGGAAGCAUCUCUUCAUUUGCCGGGCUUAUUGCUGUCUUAGACCCCCUGGCUAAGCUCAGCCCUACAUAAUUUGUAGUGCAGCAGUGUAGAGCAGUUACAGGUGAGGUGUUUAGUGCGACUUUUAUUCCUGUUUCAUGAGGUUCUUUAUAACUGCUGGAAUGAAUUUGGUUAGUGAGAGAUGCUUUAUGUUACUGUACAUUGAUAUGGUCGAUAGUUUUUAUAUUAAUUUUAUAUGUAUAUUUUGUAUGUUCAAAUUUUAUUUCAGGAUUCUCAGGUAAUCUUUAUCUGUUGAUUUUUCUUUUUUGAGAAUGAGGUUUUGCCAUUAUUUUCUUAUGCAGGAAUAUGGUCAAAUGAAUAUUAUAUAUUGUAUUUGAAAUUAAUUUAUCAAAUUUACAUUAUACUUUAAGACAUUGGUGACACUCAAAUUUGUCUGUGAAAUUAGUAUAGUCAAGUAAAAUUUUAAGAUGAAACUAAAGAAUACAGUCUGCAAUUAUAGUUAGGACAAUUAUCAAUAUGGUCUCAAAAGUUAUGUAUUCUUUUUAUAUGUACCAUGCUCAUUUUGAACCAUCACUUAUUACACUAUGAGGGGAGAUGAUGUUCUAGUUUAAGAUAUUAGCAUUAUUACUCUACUUGAUAGCUUGGAUAACCUUUGAUAUAUAGAAUAGUAAGUUAUGUACAAUGAGACUGUACUACUUUUAGGGAUAUUGUGAAUGGAAACAGUGGCUUAAAUACAAUAAAAUCCAUAGUACUCAUCUGUGAAUAGACCAACUGCAUCAUUUAAUGAAGCAGAUAGAUUAAGUCUAUACUAAUGUGUAUUCCUUUGAUAUGUAGCAGUGGAUGAAAAACCUCCUAUGUUUUGGUAAUUUUUUCAUGAUUCAGAGUUCUGAUGUUUAUUAAACCCUAUCAUUUUAGAUAUGGUUUUCAGUUAGUAGCUCACUAUGAAAGCUUAUUUGUAGGAAGGGAAAGGUCUAUGGAAAGGGCAUUAUAUAUGUGAUCAUGGGAAUUUUCUUUGAAGGUACUGCUUAAGCAUUGUCAAGAAUAUUAUGUUUGAGUGCAAAUGGAAAAAUAUUUUGAGUUGUAGUCUAUGGAAGGAAUUUUGUGCCAAGCCAAGAAUUUGUUCAACUAAAGGCAAUAGAACAAAAGAUUAGCUGAAGACAUUCAGUGUUUUUUAUGUGUAAAACUAUAUUAUAGUAUUUGAUAUAAUAGGAGGUGCAUGUAUUAUAUUCUUAAUUGAAAAGUGUAAUGCUUUGGUCAGUUUAUGUUUUGUUUUGUAGUUUAUUUGUUAUUUUUCUCUAGAUUUUAUCAUGACCUUAACUUACAGGAUGAUGUAUUACUAAACCUUGCUAUAGGUGUCUUGUUAAUAUUGAAAAUAUAACACAGAACAAGGAAAAUAGCAAAGAUAAAAUCUUUGAAUAACUGAAAGUGAAGAAACAAAAGUAUAGUUACAUCAUAGAGACCAGUGUUAUGGCUGUAACAAGGUGCUAAAUUAUGUUUGGUGUAUUAUUUACUCUUAUUUUACGUAAGUUCAUUUAAGUCAUGCUAAUUUAGCUUCUUAAGAAUCCUCUAGCAAAAGCCAAAGUAUCUAUAUCUCUGGGAAUUUUGUUACUCUGAUGGACUGAUAUGAUAAAAUAGAUAUCCAGAUUCAAUGUUAGUUAGGCCAUAGGAAGGGCAAGUUUGGGACCAGACAGGUGCAGGGGUAACAUAUUUUUUUAAACCAGUGAAGUUUAGGCUAAAAAGAUAAGUAAAAAAAAAAUGUAUACAUUGUUCUCUAAUACGGAUACAGACAUGCAGCUUACAUAGGCAUAGAACUAGUUCAGUCUGACUGGAUAUCUUCACAUAAGCUGUGGUAAAAGCAAGCAAAAUGGGGCAGUGUUGGUGCUGCAGCUGGUCGAAAUCUGCCUGUAAGUAUCUUAACCCCAAACAUUGCUUUUUGGUAAUGAAUGUUAGUUUAUGAAUCAUGUAGUGGUCAUGGAGUGUCAGAUUCAAAUCACUGUCCUUAACCAUGCAACUUGCCAAACCAACCAGUUGUGGACUAAUGAACUUCAACAUGAAAUAGAUUUAUAGCUUUGCUAUUUGAUUAAAAAAUGUAAAAUCACAUUUAUUUAAGCCUUAAAUAUAUUCUGAUAAUGCAAUAUGGCUUUUGUGUGUGUGUGUGUGUGUGUGUGUGUGUGUGUGUGUGUGUGUGUGUGUGUGUGUGUGUGUGUGUGUGUGUGUGUGUGUGUGUGUGUGUGUGUGUGUGUGAUAGUGAGUGAGUGAGUGAGUGAGUGAGUGAAUGAGAGAGAGAGAGAGAGAGAGUGAGUGAGUGAGAGUGAGAGUGAGAGUGAGAGUGAGAGUGAGAGUGAGAGGGUGAGUGAGAGAGUGAGCGAGCGUGCGUGUGUGCGUGUGUGCGUGUGUUUGAAAGUGUGCAUGUGCGUUUUGUUUAAUUUAGUGUAGUUUAGUUUUUUGUUUUUUCUAUUGAAGAGGUAGAAUUUAAAAUAGUUUAUGCAGGUAUGGAAAAAGUAUUAGCACGGUCUACGUGAAGUCCCCAUACAAGGAUGAAACAGUAUUGAAGUUUGAAUUAAGUAAAUGCUAUAUUAGAGCAUCACAAAAUGCUACAGAAUUUGUGAAAUGUCAAAAUGGCAUGCUCAUGGAAUGAUACCGGUCUUCAGGUUUAGAUAGACACAAGUGGGUUAAAGGUUGUAUCAGAGUGAAAAAGUAAUGUUUUUCAGCUUUUGUUCAUUAAUGUCUUCCUUUUUUUAUUUCUUAUGAUGAUUGCUGUGGUGUUUUUGUUUACAUUUGUGAUAUGUAAAUUGUCUUAUUUUUUGUGAGACGAAUACUGUAGUUAUAGCUUUUCUUGAAUCCCUUGUAUUAUCAACCCAAUGGCUGUUGGGUUAUGUGCUGCCCACCGUAGUCUUUUGUGAAUUUUGUUGCGCAUAGUUGGCUCUACAAUUACUCAGCCACCUAGGAGUCAGUUAAUAGGCCCUAGUGACUGUGUGACUGAAUUUGUGGGGAAAUGUUUUUUUUUUAUUUUUUAUUAGUAUUGAUACUGUUAUUAUUGUAAUUGACAUUAUGAUUAUUAUAAUGUUAUUAAAAUACUAAGAGCAAUAAAACUGGUGAAACAAUAUAAAAGAAUCUUUCUGGAAAUCAAGGAAAAGUGCAAACAUGUAGGACUAGUAUUUGACUAAGCACUUUUAGAGCCAUUUUCGUGUAAAGACUAUUGGUAAAACUAAAAUUACAGUGGCAUGUAAUUAUACUAUCCACAUCCUGUGGGUUAAAGUAAUUUUGUGUAUGUGUUUUCAUUCUGAAUUUAUAAUUUGCAGAUGAAUUGAAUAACAUUACACAGGAUUUAUUUUUUUCUUUUUGCUAAUAGAGACUUUAGAAUUUAUCAUUUAGGUUUUCUAGUUGGAAAGUGAAGAAUAUAGUGUGAUUGUUGAAGAACUGUCAUUUAAUUUCUGGAGGAGGAUAAAUGUAACAAAAAUUGAAAUAAAUGAUAUGAACUAC